Messenger RNA from Cyclopterus lumpus (lumpfish), 2980 nucleotides. RefSeq names its product sphingosine-1-phosphate phosphatase 1-like. The coding region runs from base 475 to 1800 and encodes 441 amino acids. The record is from RefSeq and is a predicted model, not a curated record. Gene Ontology annotation, molecular function: sphingosine-1-phosphate phosphatase activity. The transcript is spliced from 3 exons. Gene Ontology annotation, biological process: sphingosine metabolic process; phospholipid dephosphorylation. Gene Ontology annotation, cellular component: endoplasmic reticulum membrane. Lineage: Eukaryota; Metazoa; Chordata; Actinopteri; Perciformes; Cyclopteridae.
CACAGCCUGCCUCAGUCACUUCCUGUCCACUGAGUGUGAGCCUCUCUGUGACAUAAGCUAAACACCUAGCGUCCAUUACAGUUAUGCAAAUGAGGCUCUGACGUCAUUUAGCGACCUUUUCGGACAGCCAAUAGCUACUUUCCUUACUGAGCAGUUGGUCACACUGGUGUUCACAUGAAUAACGGCCUGACGCAGCUUGCUGGUGGCUGCGCGUGAAUGAGGAUAAACCUUGAAACUGUGGCCACUUCAGCUGGACUUUGGAUGCUGCCGUCCACGCCGACGUAACAGCUACAAGGUCUGUGAUUUGACUUUAGAUUCCGGGUGGUCGUGAAGUGCUGUGGUUUUAUUUGAGGAAUGCAGCGGCCACCGAGCUCCACUUCUCCUUGAGCGCACUCGGUGAACAUGAACGCUGUUUUUGACGAGGAAGCAGUGUCGUGCAUUUCAAACUGACGGUUAUUAGUUUUUUUACGAGUCAUGGCGAACGAGUUUGUGAAGACCUUUGUGCAGACGUGUAAUUAUCUCCAAGAUCCACGUCAUGUAGCGAGGUUUCAAUACGUUUGUGGCGUUAAAGGAACAUUUCCGGUUAAGCCGAGCAAACCGGAUGGUGGGGACUCGGAGACCAACUGUCCCGGACUGCGGAAGAGGGUCCACCAGGGAGGACCGAGCCCAGACGCUAGUGUUGACAAUGGGGCCGACGGGGAUGCGACUGCUUCGCUGGUUAACGGGAUGCAGGGCGACGUUACCGUCGGGCCGGAAGGUCCACCAGUGGACCCGGACACCACCAGAGCGAAACCCCUCCGGAGGAACUCCCUGACCGGAGAUGUGGGUCAAGAGUUCCUCAUCCAAAACAAGUUCCUGUUCUACCUGUUCACGUUUGGCACUGAGCUGGGCAACGAGAUGUUCUUCAUCGCCUUCUUCCCCUUCCUCUUCUGGAACAUCGACGCCCUGGUCAGCCGGAGGCUCAUCGUGGUCUGGGCCUGGAACCUGUUCGUGGGACAGACCACCAAGGACAUGGUCCGCUGGUCCCGGCCGGCCUCUCCUCCCGUAGUGAAGGUGGAGGUCUUCUACAACUCCGAGUACAGCAUGCCGUCCACGCACGCCAUGACGGGGACCGCCAUCCCCUUCUGUCUCUUCAUGCUGACCUAUGGACGGUGGCAGUAUCCAUUCCUCUUUGGCUUUUGUGUGGCUCUCAGCUGGAGUAUCCUGGUGUGCGUGAGCAGAGUCUACAUGGGGAUGCAUUCUAUUCUGGAGGUAAUAACGGGCUUCCUCUACAGCCUUCUUAUUCUAGCCUUUUUCCAGCCAAUUUUGGAAAAGAUCGACAACUUCUACAUGAUGAACCACUUUGCUCCUCUUGUGAUUAUCGUGUCCCAUGUGAGUCUCGGACUGGUGGCUUUCUCUCUGGAUUCCUGGAGCACCUCUCGGGGUGAUACAGCUCAGGCUCUGGGCACCGGGGUCGGAGCUGCCAUCGCUACCCAUGUGAACUAUCAGCUGGGGCUGCUGCUGGAUCCACCACUGUCCUCACUUCCUCUAACUUUCCCAUCAAUCAGCACUAGUUUGGUGGCUCUCGCUCUGCUGCGCUUCCUCAUUGGAGUCGCCGUUAUCCUGGUCACGAGGAUGGUUAUGAAAGCAGUGACUAUUCCGUUCCUAUGUCGACUGUUUGGGCUGCCUGCAGAUGAUGUAAGACAAGCGAGGCAGCACAUGAAAGUAGAGCUGCCAUACCGUUACAUUGUCUACAGUGUUGUUGGUUUUAGUUGUGUCUGUGUGGGGCCUCUCAUCUUUAGGAUCUUAAACAUUGCCUGAGUGUUGUGUGCAAACUGUCAUUUCCUGCUGACAUGUUCACCUCGUGGUGAAGGCAAAGAGCACUUGGAAACAUGCUGCUGGUUUCGACACAAGACAAAGUUCUGUUUCUGCACGACAGAAACUGUUUUAAAGUAUACAUUUGGUGAUCUUCUGUUUGUUUUUUGUAUUGACUAUAUUUCUCUGUGUCAAUGAGCUGUUGCUCAGGGUGACAUAUUUCUUCAUUAUGUUGAGCAUUGGCACUGUAUUUUAGAUCAAGCUGGUCCCACACACACCAUUCUCACACUGUGAAUGCACUAAAACUGUGGGACCACUGGGACCAGUGUGCUUUGGGGCCCAGAGCCACAGACUAUAGGAAGUAGGAAUACAUUGAUGCACCAAAGCAUUGUUGGUUUUCAGCCUUUUCAUGGGAUUUGUUGACCAUAACAAUAUAGAACAUCACCAACCUUAUCCUUUAAAAGCCACCUGUGGUUGACACAUAUAAGGGUUAACUGCAACUUUGCAUUUAAGGAAUCUAUCAAAUGUACUGUCAUGAUGCUUGCAUUCAAUACUGAGGUAAUUGGAGACCAAAACCGUGGAUCACUUCACUUCAGUUGUUGCUGUGCUUAAAUACAAUCGGCCUCUAAGUUAACAGUCGUCGGGGUAGUUACUCUAUUUAAAUACUGGAGAAACAGGUCUGUUGUAGCCCUAAGACUGUUUCUGCAGUAACAUAGGCAUGAUCUAUUACCUCCUUUUUUUUGUACAUUUGUUGUGCUCGUUUCAAAAAACAUUUGCAAUUUUUGGUCAAGUGUAAGUUAAGUGCUCUGAAUAAUCGUUUGAAAGCUUAAAAUUAAUAUAAAAUAUUUUUGAUAAAGUAUUUUGACAUCUUUCCUAAUUUCAGCUGAAUUGUUGCUGUAGAAAGAAAUCUAAAUAUAUAUUAUUCAUACUUUAUUUUGAGACUUGUAUUUUCAGCUUUAAUUGAUUAUUUGCUGUUGUAAUGUCACAAUAAUGAUUUGCUUUAAUAUUUAUGUCAGCAUUGUAUUGCCUGAGCAUUUAUACUAAGUACUCAUCAAUAUAUACAGGUCUUAUUAUUAUUAUUAUUAUUACCUUUCAUUCCCACAUUAGGUUUUCUGUUAUGCAAGGAUUUUAUCCUUUUGAAAAAGAAAUAUGGAAACAAGGAGAAUAAAAUCUUCCAAAAAAACGA